AUGCCUUCUUCCCCAAAGUCCUACGCCCUCCCCUACGUGCGCUACCAAUCGCCCUUUGCCACGCGCAGAUCCACCGCCUUCCUCCUCGGCCUCUCCGCCCUCCUCCUCCUCCUCUUCUUCUUCGCCAUCUCUUCCUUCCUCGCCCAGAUUCGUAACAACCGCUGCGUCAACGCGCACCCUCGAUCGGUGCGCGUCGUCUGGGAACACGCCGGCAACCCCAACACAGCUGUUGGUGUCGGUGAUGCAGAGAGGCAUAAGGUUAUGGGGUUUGUGGGCAUUCAAACGGGGUUUGGAUCCGGUGGGAGGAGAGAGGCGUUGAGAAAGACGUGGUUUCCCUCUGAUCGCCAAGGCCUUCAUCGCUUGGAAGAAGCCACUGGGUUGGCUUUUAGGUUUAUCAUUGGUAGAACAAGUGACAGAGCAAAGAUGUCUGCACUUCAGAAGGAAGUAGCAGAAUAUGAUGAUUUCAUUUUGUUGGAUAUCCAAGAGGAGUACAGUAAGCUCCCAUACAAAACGUUAGCUUUCUUCAAAGCUGCUUAUGCUUUUUUUGAUGCUGAAUUUUAUGUCAAAGCUGAUGAUGACAUAUAUUUAAGGCCAGAUCGUCUAUCAUUACUACUGGCCAAAGAGCGAUCUCAUCCUCAGACAUACAUAGGAUGCAUGAAAAAAGGACCUGUUUUCACUGAUCCAAAACUCAAAUGGUAUGAGCCAUUGUCAAAUUUGCUUGGAAAGGAGUAUUUUCUUCACGCUUAUGGUCCUAUAUAUGUUCUUUCUGCUGAUGUUGUCUCAAGCUUGGUUGCUCUUAGGAAUGACAGUUUCCGGAUGUUCAGCAAUGAGGAUGUUACUAUUGGAGCUUGGAUGCUAGCUAUGAAUGUCAACCAUGAGAAUAAUCAUGAACUUUGUGCUACAGACUGUACAGCCACAUCUAUUGCUGUCUGGGAUAUUCCAAAGUGCUCAGGCCUCUGUAAUCCAGAAAAGAAAAUGUUGGAACUCCAUCAAAAGGAGAUCUGCUCUAAGACCCCAACUCUGGAAUCAGAUGAUGAAUAG
Molecule: messenger RNA, 1041 nt
Organism: Sphenostylis stenocarpa
Lineage: Eukaryota; Viridiplantae; Streptophyta; Magnoliopsida; Fabales; Fabaceae
Source: the annotation of a GenBank genome assembly